UUUUCUCUCACAACAACUAUAUAAACAACACAAGCACCCCCAACAAAUUCUUGCAACACACAUUGUGCUUGUUUGUUCUCCUUUGCUAACACAAGAUUUUCCAGGGAAAUUUUUGUUUCCAGAUCAAGAGAAAUUUCAACGAUGGAGGCAUUGAAGAUGAGAGUAUUCAUGGCCAUUGUGGUUGUGCUUAUGGUCGUAUCGGCUAUCCCAAAUGUGGCGGCAGCGGACUCCCCUGCGCCUAGUCCUACCUCCGAUGCCGCUGCCAUUGUUCCCGCUGCAUUUGCGUCGCUGGCUGCUCUUGCGUUCGGGCUUCUUUACUAAUUUGGAUUAAUGUUAAUUGAUUCUACCAACUUUUGCAAGUCUUAUUUGAGGUGAUGGGUGGUUGAUUGGCGAUGGUGGAGGGAGAAAAUUGGGGGUUUGGCAUCUUUAUAAUUAUUAUUUUUGAACAAUUUGAUCUGAGAGAUUUAUGUUGUUAUUAAAUUAUCAUUAUCAUCAAUGUUUGUAAUUUUUUUUUUUGGGUUGUGACUUCAUGACAUUGAUUAAUGGAAACAUAUAUGUUUGGUUCUUAUUUCUUAAAUUU
This is a messenger RNA of Tripterygium wilfordii, 580 nucleotides long. Its product is annotated as arabinogalactan protein 13-like. The coding region runs from base 142 to 321 and encodes 59 amino acids. The transcript has a single exon. The record is from RefSeq and is a predicted model, not a curated record. NCBI's taxonomy places the organism in Eukaryota, Viridiplantae, Streptophyta, Magnoliopsida, Celastrales, Celastraceae.